Molecule: messenger RNA, 5852 nt
Organism: Polypterus senegalus (gray bichir)
Lineage: Eukaryota; Metazoa; Chordata; Cladistia; Polypteriformes; Polypteridae
Gene: abcb4
Product: ATP-binding cassette, sub-family B (MDR/TAP), member 4
Exons: 28
Coding region: 143-3946 (1267 amino acids)
Biological process (GO): transmembrane transport
Cellular component (GO): membrane
Molecular function (GO): ABC-type transporter activity; ATP binding; ATP hydrolysis activity
Source: RefSeq, a predicted model, not a curated record
UUGUGUCUUUCUCAUUAGUACUGUAAGUGUGUGUAAGUGUUGCUUUUUCUUUUCUUUUUUUUUAAUUUGCAGUAUUUAUUCCAUUCAAUACAACAACUCAUCUUUCAGGAUAUUUAUUAAUUAAAGCAAGGAAACAGUCACCAUGAGCAAAGAAGAAAUAAAUGGCACCAUUUGUGAAAAAACAGAAAAACAAAAUGAAGAAACAAGUGACAAUAAUGAAAAAGAAAAGAAGGCUAAAGUAUCCCUGGUCAGCCCAGCAGCUAUGUUCCGCUAUGCUGAUGGAAAAGAUAUAUUGCUGAUGGUACUAGGAUCACUGAUGGCUGUGGCCCACGGAGCAGCACUUCCCAGCAUGAUAAUUGUCUUUGGAGAUAUGACAAACAGUUUUGUUGACAAUGCCAUUCCAAAUGAUAAUAAUACAAGCAAAGAAACUUUAGAAGAGCAAAUGACAAGGUUUGCCAUUUACUACUCAGCAAUUGGGGCUGGUGUGUUAUUCGCUGCAUACAUGCAAGUUUCCUUUUGGGCCCUAGCAGCUGGAAGGCAGAUAAACAGACUGAGAAAAGUGUUCUUCCAUGCAGUAAUGCGACAAGAAAUUGGUUGGUUUGAUGUCAAUGAGACAGGUGAACUAAAUACUCGACUGACAGAUGACAUAUCAAAGAUUAAUGAAGGAAUUGGGGAGAAAAUCUCAAUGCUGAUACAAUCUAUGUCCACCUUCAUAGCAGGAUUUGUAAUUGGUUUUGUAUAUGGAUGGAAGCUAACUUUAGUUAUACUAGCAGUCAGCCCAGUCCUGGGAUUGUCUGCAGCCUUGUUCUCAAAGAUCCUGACUGCAUUUACUAGCAAAGAACAAAAAGCCUAUGCAAAAGCUGGAGCAGUAGCAGAAGAGGUCUUGGGUGCCAUCAGGACUGUAGUAGCCUUUGGGGGACAGAAAAAAGAAAUAAACAGAUAUCACAAAAAUUUGGAGCAGGCCAAAACAAUGGGAAUUAGAAAAUCAAUAAGUACAAACCUCUUACUUGGGUUUGUUUUCCUGAUCAUUUAUGGUUCUUACUCACUUGCUUUCUGGUAUGGAAGCAAACUCAUUGUAGAAGGAGAAUAUUCAAUUGGACAAGUCCUCACGAUAAUAUUUUCUGUCAUUAUUGGAGCUUUUGCAGUAGGUCAAACAUCGCCAAAUAUUCAAGCCUUUGCAAGUGCAAGAGGAGCAGCCCAUAUAAUUUAUGAUAUUAUAGCGAAUGUACCUAAAAUUGAUAGCUACUCAGACAGUGGCUACAAGCCCGAACGCAUCAAGGGGAAUAUUGAAUUCCGCAAUGUACACUUUACUUAUCCAUCUCGUCAGGAUGUUAAAAUACUGAAAGGGGUGAAUCUCAAGGUAGACAGUGGCAAGACAGUGGCUCUUGUUGGCAGCAGCGGAUGUGGGAAAAGCACAACUGUACAGCUCUUGCAAAGAUUCUAUGAUCCAGAUGCAGGAAUAAUUACUAUUGAUGACCAGGAUAUUCGAUCUAUGAAUGUCAGACACUUGAGGGAAUUUAUAGGCGUUGUUAGCCAGGAGCCUGUGCUUUUUGCUACUACCAUUGAAGAAAAUAUCCGCUAUGGAAGAGAAGAUGUUACCCAAGCUGAAAUUGAAACGGCAGCAAAGGAAGCCAAUGCAUAUGAUUUCAUAAUGAAACUGCCAGACAAAUUUGAAACAUUGGUUGGAGAUCGUGGGGCCCAACUAAGUGGAGGCCAAAAACAAAGAAUUGCUAUUGCACGGGCCUUGGUUCGCAAUCCCAAAAUUCUCCUUCUUGAUGAAGCUACCUCUGCCCUGGAUGCUGAGAGUGAGGCAGUUGUGCAAGCAGCUCUUGACAAGGUAAGGCAGGGUCGGACUACCAUUGUUGUUGCACAUCGUCUGUCUACCAUUCAAAAUGCGGAUAUAAUCGCUGGCUUUCAAGAUGGAGUGAUCAUCGAGCAAGGCAGUCACAGUGAGCUCAUGAGUCGAAAAGGUGUCUACUUUUCCCUUGUUAAUACGCAGACAUUUAGCAAAGAAAGCUCAGAAGAGUAUCAGGAAGAAAAAGGAACAGAUGAGAUGAGCCCAUCAACAAACUCUCUAAAUGAGCUCACAUUAUUCCAAAGAGGAACAAGUCAGAAAAGUGUGGAAAAAGUGGAGACACCUGAAGAGAAAGCUGACGAGCAGGCAGCUCGUUCAUCUGAUGAAAACAUUAAGCGUGCCUCCUUUUUUACAGUUCUCAAACUUAAUAAGACAGAAUGGCCCUAUCUGACUGUGGGAACUUUCUGUGCACUUGUGAAUGGCGGCAUCCAACCAGCAUUUGCUAUUAUCUUUUCUAGAGUUAUUGAGGUUUUUGCGGAGCCAGAUAAACAAAUCAUGCAGCAAAGAAGUUACAUGUUCUCCUUGCUCUUUCUGGCUUUAGGUGGCAUUUCAUUCUUCACAUUUUUCUUUCAGGGAUACUGCUUUGGGAAGGCUGGAGAAGUUCUCACUAUGAGACUGCGAUUACGGGCCUUUAAGGCAAUGCUUCGACAGGAUCUCUCUUGGUUUGAUGAUCACAAGAACAACACUGGUGCGCUGACAACUCGACUUGCAACUGAUGCUGCUCAAGUCCAAGGUGCAAGUGGGGCAAGAUUGGCGACUAUUGCCCAAAAUAUUGCUAACCUUGGAACUGCAUUGAUCAUUUCUUUUAUAUAUGGCUGGCAACUUACUUUGUUGAUCUUGGGAAUUGUACCAGUGCUGGCUGUCGCAGGUUUGAUCCAAAUGAAAAUGCUUACUGGACAUGCUGAGAAAGACAAAAAGGAGUUAGAAAAGGCUGGAAAGAUAGCCACCGAAGCUGUGGAGAAUAUUCGAACAGUUGUUUCUUUGACCAGGGAAAGAACAUUUGAGAAAAUAUAUGCCGAAAAUUUGAUUGUCCCAUUUAGAAAUGCUGAGAAAAAGGCUCACAUAUAUGGGAUAACAUUCUCUUUUUCCCAGGCCAUUAUAUACUUUGCCUAUGCAGGCGCCUUUCGAUUUGGAGCCUUCCUGGUUACAAAAGGUUUAAUGAAUUUUGGAGAUGUUUACUUGGUGUUUUCUGCUGUGGUGUUUGGUGCCCUUGCCUUGGGAGAGGCGAAUUCUUUUGCCCCCAGCUAUGCCAAGGCCACAGUCUCUGCUGCUCAUUUGUUUGCCUUGUUUGAUCGAGUGCCUGCUAUAGACAACGAAAGUGAAGAUGGCAAAAAGCCAGAAAGAUUUGGAGGCAAUGUCAAGUUUGAUGAAGUGGGCUUCCAGUAUCCUUCUCGUCCAGAUGUGCAAGUGCUACAAGGGCUCACCCUGAAGGUCAAACAAGGUCAGACCUUGGCUCUCGUGGGCAGUAGUGGCUGUGGGAAGAGCACCACCAUUCAACUGUUGGGAAGAUUUUAUGAUCCACAGAAUGGCAAAGUGGUUCUUGAUGACACCAACGUGAAGGAUUUAAAUAUCCAUUGGCUUAGAGCUCAGAUUGGUAUUGUAUCCCAAGAGCCAGUGCUGUUCAAUUGCAGCAUUGCAGAAAACAUAGCAUAUGGUGACAACAGUCGGCUGGUCCCACAUGAGGAGAUCGUAGAGGCAGCUAAAGCAGCAAAUAUUCACACCUUCAUUGAGAGCCUACCUAAUAAAUACAACACAGAUGCAGGAGACAAAGGUGCACAGUUGUCUGGUGGGCAGAAACAAAGAGUUGCGAUUGCUCGGGCCUUGGUCAGGAAACCCAAGAUCCUCCUAUUAGAUGAAGCAACAUCUGCUUUGGACACAGAAAGUGAAAAGAUUGUACAGGAGGCCUUAGACAAAGCCAGAGAGGGCAGGACCUGUAUAAUUGUAGCACAUCGACUAUCCACCAUCCAGAAUGCCGACAAGAUCGCAGUGUUCCAGAAUGGGAUGGUAGUGGAGCAGGGAAAGCACCAUCAGCUCCUCGACCUCAAUGGUGUUUACUAUGCACUGGUGAAUGCACAGAUGGGGCAGACCUGAGGAGAUGACUGGCAUACCAGCCUGGCCCUUUGUCAAGAUGUUAACUUUUCACUCUUCCAUAAUAUUUAACUCAAACGUAAUCUAUUGUUAUUCAGUGUGUUAUUUUAGAUUAUUUUAUGGCAUGUAUGCUAAAUAUUUAAAAUGUACUACAUGUUAAAAAAAUGUUUUAUAUUUAUAUACAGUAUACAGUACAAUAUACAGCCAAUAAGCUGGCAUCAUUUCACCACACGCAGAGUAAGCCUCAUUCUGUGUUAUGAGGUAAACCGACGCAAGUUCUCAAUUAUUUAUUUUCAUCAUAAAAUGUAACAAUAGCAAGAAACAUUUUGUCAAAUAAUCCCAAAUGUCUGUGCCCGCCUUCUGUCUUUGUAAACGACAGAAAAAAUGACAUUUGAAUUCAUUACUUGAAUUCGUUCAACUUGGAAGCAAGUUAAAGAAUAUCAUGAGGAACGUUUUUUAAAACAUGCCAUUAAAUCAGUGCAUUAAUCACACAGCCCUGCGGUGGGCUGGCGCCCUGCCCGGGGUUUGCUUUCUGCCUUGCGCCCAGUGUUGGCUGGUAUUGGCUCCAGCCGACCCCCAUGACCCUGUAGUUAGGAUAUAGCGGGUUGGAUAAUGGAUGGAUGGACAAUCCCAAAGCUACCACAUAUAAUUCAAGGCACAAGGGAUUUAAGUGUAUCUCAGCUGAACUUGGUGUCUGGGUAAAACCACACAUUUUGGGAUGUGGACAGAAAACACAAAGAGCGCACUCACACACAACACAUCCCAGGCCAAAUGAGAACUGUAUCAGCAUGUCUUUGUGGCCUGUGACCACCACAUAGCAUGCUUUCCAAGAACCUGCAGUGAUAAACCCAAACCCAACAAGCAAUAACCUCCAUGUUUAGAAACUGGUGGCUUUCUAAGCUGAAGUGACCCAAAGACAUGAAGUCAGGGGUCCUUUUCCUGGAAGCUGAGGGUGAAAAUGGCAAAUGGAUUAAUGGCUGUGAAGCCUUGAAAGCCUUCCCUGGUGUACCCAGUGCACUGUUCCAUGUUUUUUGUACCUGAUUUUAUUCUAACAAGUUUCUUUUCAUACUGUUCAUUCAGUAUGACACAAUUUGAAUCGUUUUGGCAAGGAAUGAACUUCACAUACUCUCAAGUUUUAACCCAACAGAUGGUUUACAUGAAGCAGUUCACAUUUUAACAAACAUUUUACUAACAUUCAGAAAUUCAAACCCUGUCACUCCAACGCGUUCUUUUAGUUCUCCUUGCAUCCUUUAGAAGUUUUGGAUUCUUCUUUUAGGUUCUAUUGUACUUAGAACUACUAUUGUACUAAUAGUAAUUAGUAAUAAUAAGGUGUACUAUUGUACACCUUAUUAUUAUGAAAGAUAACACUUUACUCAAUUAUAGAAUGAAAUUCUCAAAUUUGCUUAUUCAAUCCCAAAAGUUCAAGUCCAGCACAGGGACCAUCCCACCCACCAACACGUAUUCAGUUUGGGUCCAAACCAGCACAUCUUUAUGAAUGUAGAAGGACAAACACUCAAGACACAAUACCUGUGGGAAUCUGUAAACCCCACACAGAUGAUGAGCAGGUGAUCAAAAGAAAUGAAGUACGUGGAGAAAACAACAGAAAGACAUAAAAGUGUCAUCUUAUGUCCAGACUCAUCCCACCAGACCAAAUAUUAAUUAGCUGUGGAGGUCGUCACUCUUAUCUGCAGCACAGCUUCGUCAGUCACCCUCAGUGAAGGCUCUUCAUAACACAUAGAUGUAGAGAACAGUUAUUUUUCUGAUCAUUCAUGUGUUGAACCCCAAACAGAAAGUUAAAAAAUGUUCAUUUUAGAUUAAAAAAAUGACACACAAUGGAAUGGAUCACUAGUGAUGCUAUUAACUAAAGAAUGUACACUCAAAAAUAAAACUACUGGGGUUGUUCAAUGUA